GAUUUUAUGACCCUUAACGUUGGCACCAUAAUCGACUCAGCAGUACUUCCGAAGGGCUUGGCGCUGUUUGCGUGCUUCACAAAGAGUGGAUGUGGACUUUAGCACUUGGUUUUAUGAUCAGCAAAGCUUAGAAUGCGAUCUUUGUCAUUAAGCAGUGUCGGACAUAUGAUGCUAACUUGAGCGAGAAACAGAUGUAAGGACGGAUUAACGAAAAUAGCCGGAAUUACAGCUUUCAGAUCUUGGACUGGAAGCUUCUACAAUGUUUGUAAAUGACAGCUGGUCUCCUGCCACACAGAUCCUCAGAGGGUCUCUUCAUUCAUACAAUACGAAUCCAGAGGGACAGUCCUCUCAGCGGUCCAGUGUGUCGCGACCCAGUGGCAGGGCCAUCUACAUGCAGAGGAAGGAGUAUGCAGAGUCCGUAUGCAAGCAGCCAAACAACCUCCAGUACAGGGUGGAGCAUCUGCUCACUGCUGAUCUGGACGGAAAGGAGCUAAGGGGGCUGGAUGACUGUGUGACCAAGCUGAGGGGGCUGGAGGCCCAGGCUCGCGUGUGGGAGCAGGACAUGAUGCUGGAGGUGCAGGGGGGGCACUUGCUGCUCUCGGACAUUGAGACUAAGGAGGAGCUAGAGGCCCUGCCCCUGGCCAGCGUCUCCCAGGUCCGGGCCGUGCUGGACAGCUGCGGCUACAACUCGCUGCUGCUGCUGGCUGUACAGGAGCGUGGCAGGCCCGCCCGGGUCUUCAUGUUCCAGUGUGAAGAGAUGGGGGCAGAGAACAUCAGAGAUAACCUGGAGAGAGUGGUCCAGCACAGGAAGGAAGAGGCGACCGAGAACCUUCGGAGGAACCAGUACAGCAUUAGGAGCAAUCUGGAAAAUAUCAUUGGCCAGGAAAGCAGAGGCAGGUUCCAGAAUCUCGGGCCUCCGCAGAAACAGCCAGACAGGAAUAUUACUUCUCCAGAUCAUCCACUGCCUCACUGGAACCACCCAGAUGAUCAAUACAGCGGCCUUCGUUCUGCCCCAGCCUUCUUCAGGGAUGAGUCUCGCAGGAGGCCAGAGGAGACCCCUCCCCUCCCUCAAACGCAUGUCAAGAGGGAUGUGGAAAUCUUCAAUCACAUCGUUGAUGAUCUAGAGCACUUCAAGGCCAAGCUGUCAGCCGCACCCACACCGAAGAAGAAAGGGAAGAAGGGGGACAAGAACCAAAAAGCGAUGCCUCCACCCAGUGAAUUUGUGCUCUGCUUGCAGAAAUUCAAGUAUGGAUUCAACCUUAUGGGCAGAGUUAAUGGACAAAUCAGUAAUCCCAGUGCUGAAGACUUUGUGCACAUUCUCUUCUUGUCUCUGCACUUCGUAGUGUCACACUGCCCCCCAGACCUGCCCCCUUCCGUCAUCAGCCCACUGCCCACAGAGGCAGCUCUCCGGCUUAUGACACAGGUGGUCACCCCUGAGGAGAACAAACUUUGGCAGUCCCUGGGAGACGCGUGGAAAAUACCGAGGUCCAGGUGGCCAAAUGGGGACAUGGUCCCUCCAUACAAACCAGUUUUUUAUGAUGGCUGGGAGCCACCUGUCACCAGUAAUCAGCCCAUCAGCAGGUCUAACAGCGAGCAAUACCAGAAGGAGAGACCCUCCCAGUUCCUUGCAGUGCAGAGUUCUGGUCCGUGGGACGCACCACCGUCACAGGGUCCGGCGCCUUACAUGCGUGUGACAUACGACUUCAUGAGCAGGAACCCCCAGGAGCUCAGUGUCAUGAAGGGCGACCUGGUUCAGGUGCUAGAUCAGUCCAAGCAAUGGUGGAAAGUGCGUAACAACCUGAAGAAAGAGGGAUAUGUUCCCCCUAACCUGCUGGAGCCCCAGGAGCAGGACAGGUUCCCGGAGCAGCCUCAGGGUCUGCGAUCAGCUCCGCCCCUUAACAUGAUGUCACAGCCCGAGGAUGUCAGGGCCUGGCUGGAGUUCAAGGGCUUCUCCAAAAUCACGGUGCGCAGCCUCGGGGUGCUUAGGGGCGCCCAGGUCCUGGCUCUGACACGUGAGGAGCUAAAGACCGUUUGCCCUGAGGAGGGCGCCAGGGUCUUCUUCCACCUUCAGGGAGUGAAGUCAGCUUUGGCUCUGGAAAGCGAGAGUGGACGGGACCCCUACAGGAGGCUGUACAUGCAUUCAAGUAGACAAGAGCAAUAGGCCCGGAUGCCUGGACUGAACAGAUUAAAAUAACGUGGGAACAUGAUAGUAGAUGGAAAUGCAGUGUGGUAUAAGACUGGCAGGAAUUUAUGUUCUGUUAGGCUUCAUGGCUUUCAACUAACUAGCAUUUUACCUCAAAAUACCAAAUGUUAAUGACUUAUUUAUAUACAUAUAAAGAAUUGAUUUAUAUUCUUAAUGCAACUAUGAAUCAAAUAACUGCUUUGAAAUGUUGGUACUAAGGAGAGAUUGAUUGUAAUAAAGUUUAACUUGACUGUCUGUUGGCCAUAGAAUGUGGAGCAUUUUCAUUUAAUCUGUGUAAGAAAACUUCUUCCUUAAAGCAUCCCAAAGGUUAUUGUGAUCGACUGCUCCAAUAGUCCAUUGACUUUAUCUACCACUGUCUCUAUGUACUAAAUUAAAGGUAUUACUGGAUUUUUAAUAAAUGGAAAACAUUCACUGUA
Messenger RNA from Brienomyrus brachyistius, 2619 nucleotides. RefSeq names its product EPS8-like 3b (gene eps8l3b). Gene Ontology annotation, molecular function: actin binding. Bases 260 to 2161 code for a protein of 633 amino acids. Gene Ontology annotation, biological process: Rho protein signal transduction; regulation of Rho protein signal transduction; positive regulation of ruffle assembly. The record is from RefSeq and is a predicted model, not a curated record. Gene Ontology annotation, cellular component: vesicle; ruffle membrane; plasma membrane. The transcript is spliced from 20 exons. Lineage: Eukaryota; Metazoa; Chordata; Actinopteri; Osteoglossiformes; Mormyridae.